AUGGCAAACCCGAACUCUGUUGAUGGUUUGUUAUUACAAGAACAAUGUUGGCUUAAUAGUAUUCGUUCUCAGUGGCAACAAGUCAAUCUUCCAAUUAAUUGUCUUAGACGUUCUAAACGUUUUAUUCCACUUAUGGAUGUUCUUACAAGAUCUAUUCAAUGGUUGGAAGAAUAUGGGAGUGUAGGAGAUUUAAUUUUUGAACCUUAUUCUGAGGAACUUGAACUACUCGCUGAAUUUCCUGAUACUUUGUAA
Molecule: messenger RNA, 252 nt
Organism: Rotaria sp. Silwood2
Lineage: Eukaryota; Metazoa; Rotifera; Eurotatoria; Philodinida; Philodinidae
Source: the annotation of a GenBank genome assembly